GGUGGUGAUGGUGGUGGUGGUGGUGGUGAUGGUGUUUUUGAUGAUGAUGAUGGUGGUUCGGAUGGCGGUAAUGACGUUGGUGGUGAUGGUGGUGGUGAUGAUGUUGGUGAUGGUGGAGAUGGUGGUGUUGAUGGUGGUGUUGAUGGUGGUGUUUAUUGUGAUGAUGUUGAUGGUGGUGGUGGUGGUGUUGGUAGUGGUGAUGGUGGCGAUGGUGGUGGUGAUGGUGUUUGUGAUGGUGCUGGUGAUUGUGGUGAUGAUUAUGAUGUUGGUGGUUGUUAUGGUGGUGGUGAUGAUGAUGGUGGUGGUGUUGGUAUUGGUGAUGUUGGUGGUGGUGGUGAUGGUUGUGUUGUUGAUGGUGGUGGUGGUGAUGGUGUUUUUGAUGAUGGUGAUGGUGGUGGUGAUGGUGUUGGUGAUGGUGAUGAUGGUGAUUUUAGUGGUGGUGAUGAUGAUGGUGGUUGCGGUGAUGAUGUUGGUGGUGAUGAUGUUGGUGGUGAUGAUGUUGGUGAUGGUGGUGUUGAUGGUGUUGAUGAUGAUGGUGGUGGUGGUGAUAAUGGUGGUGGUGAUGAUGAUGGUUGUGGUUUUCGGGGAGGAAAAGUAGAUUAG
Echinostoma caproni is the source of this 603-nucleotide messenger RNA. The record is from the annotation of a GenBank genome assembly. Lineage: Eukaryota; Metazoa; Platyhelminthes; Trematoda; Plagiorchiida; Echinostomatidae.